Messenger RNA from Cladocopium goreaui, 2777 nucleotides. Lineage: Eukaryota; Dinophyceae; Suessiales; Symbiodiniaceae. The record is from the annotation of a GenBank genome assembly.
CGCGUUGCCUUGCCAUGUUCCUUGCCCAUGGAUCAUUCAUUUCCAUGGAUCCCGGGUCAUUGGUCCGUGUCCCACUUCCACCGUUUGGCCUCGAAUUCGGCGGCUGCACACCCGAUCUGGGUUGCCCUGCGUCGGCUGUCGGCGACGCGCUUCUGGAAUGUUACACGCACGCCCAAAACGCAGCUGAUCCCAAGAGUGCUGGAAGCUUAUGACGAGUUCUUAAUGCAGGUGAUGGAGAAGGGGUCAACUGCUGCCGUCAUUCAGGGGAAGAAAGUCUUCUCGUGGAUGCUCAGGUCUGCCUGGUUAUGCAUGGCUCCUCAAACGCUGCUGAUUCAUUCGCAGUGUGCUUGUCGCGACACCCCUGAGACCAACUCUAUCCUCUUCGACGCAUUUGAUGAGCUGCGCUUCGGGCAGCGGACGAGCUUUGGCAUUUUUCAAUGCGAUGCCUUGGAGCAGGCACCAAAGUACUCAGACUGGCGCAACUUAUUGGAUUGGAUUGUGGGGCCUGACGCCUUGCGUUGUCUACCCAUAGACAUCCUACAGCGCAGUGCUUGCGCACUUCGAGCUGCGCAACAGCAGCAGAUGAGCAAAGCGCGGGAACUGUUGGAAGAAGCUGUUCAACUCUUGGCCUUGGGCCUGGAUUGUUUCGACCACAGCCCCUGGACCUCGGCCGGAUCCUCACCGCAACGACCCUCGCUGACUGCAGCCGAGGUUCUACACAAUUGGCACCGCAGGCCGCAGGACACCACUGAAAGCUGGCAAUGGCAAACCUUGCCAUCCAAAGAUCCCGGCUUUGGAAGUUCGCUAUGCCGUGUGGAAAUUGGAACUGCUUGUAUUGAUGUUAGUACCGGUGAAAUUUCCGUCAAUGGGAUGGAGUCCAGUGCGUACCUGCAGCAGUGUGGGGAUAGCUAUUCCUCCUGGCGUCGCAUCCGCUUGACGCAGCAGCUGCCAGAGAGACGGGAGCAAAAGGCAUGGAUUCUACACUUGACGCCUUUGGCUGCGACCAACUUGUGGCAUUUGCUUCACAUUUUGCUCCCAGCUUUGGCACGGCAUGAUGGUCCAGAUCGACAGGUGAUCAUCGAUGGCUUGGAUGAUGAAUCCUUUGCGAAGGGAGCAGCUAUCCGCAACAGAUUGAGGAACAGUGUGGCAUGGCCCUUCCUCCAGAUCCUUGGGGAUUUGAUCAUCCUUGGUGCAGACGGUGUUGGUGUCCGAUGCUACGAUGACGUUUGGUGGGGCUACGAUGCCACGACGCUGUUCGGUCGCCACAAGGGACACUUGAGCCACAGUGACACGCACCGCGCAGUGCAGAAGAUGUUGGCCUACCUUGCUGGAGACACCCCAACUGAGAAGCAUUGGAGACCUCGAAUUCUUUUGAUCGAGCGACCACCGCCUGCCCCGAGGGCCGUGAUGAAUGGCGAAGCGCUGAAGACCCUGUUGGAGACGAGCUUUAGACCGCUCGCGCACUGGGCAGAUUUCGGGCAAGAGCCCUGGAGAUCCGACAUGCGCCAACAAUGGCAUUUGGCCUCUGCCAGUGACAUUCUGCUUGGCGCCUGCGGCGCGGGGUUGGCAUGGUCUGCCUUCAUGGCGGUUGGCAGCAUCCUGGUGGAGCUGUUGCCCUUUAUGCAGCUGCUGCAACAGCAGCUGUGCCGGGUAAGACCAGGUGAAACAGUGGCUUGGGACAAGACCCCUAUGUACGCGUAUGGUGGUCUCUCCCGCGUCACCCAGAUGCAUCACGUGUGCAUCAUUGGAUUGCCUGGGCCAAACCAAGAUGCCACACAACAGUCCCUGGGAAUGGAUCUAAACACCUGGGUGUCAUCCAACAUCUAUGUAGAUGUCGCCGCAGUGAAUCGGACCUUGCGGACUGCGCUGCAGAGGCCAUGAUGCGUGUCUUCACACAAUGAAGCCUUUGCACCAUGCUGGUGACAAUCGGGGCUGCGCCGCAUGAAGCUGGAUCCUGGAAACGCCGGAUGAAAAAUGGAUUAAAUCACAAGUAAACAAAAUGAGCAUCAUGAAAAAGGAUGAAAAAGGGUCAUACACAAAAAUACACAAACACAAACCUCCAAGGGACCAAAACAGGGGAAGAAAGUUGAUCCAAACGUCCGGUGCUCUGUCAGGUGGAAUCAGCACCUGCGUGCAGCUUACCUGCUUGGCCAUCCCGUCUUUCUCUUUUCCGCAGUUUGUGUUUUGAGUUCAUGGAGGUGUUAUAUAUUACACAUACUCUAUUCACAUGAGGGUCAAGCUAUGUCAUGCGAUGUAUUAUGUUAUAUGUGAAGUGAACUCAAACUGUAAUUAUGAUAUAUUAAAUUAAAAAGUGUCUUCUGCAUGCGUGCAUGCACGUAGGAUCAUAUAUGUGUGUAAUGCGAUCCAAUGACAUGCGAUGUGUUGUCAUGGUCAAGUAAUGCCAUGUAGUGUCACGGAACGUAAUGUAACGAAAUGCAACCCAAUGUGCUGCCAUAUCGCGGAAUGUAAUCUUCUGCAUGGUCUGGUUUGGGUUGAGCUGGCAUGGUAUCUGUGUGUAUCAACGUAAUUUCACAUUUGAGAAAAAAACUCCUGUGCUCUCCCUUGUUCCGACAAGUAAAAUGUGCUAAACCGUGAAAACAUGAGGUGUAAGGUACGGACAACAGCACCAGCAACAACACCGACACCACAUCAACGCGCUUUCACCAGGCUGCGAAUUGCGGCUUGUUCUGAUGGGCGAGACACCGGAAAACGUCCUGGAACAGUGGAUCCAUUUGAAUCUUGUCAGAAGGACCCAUAAGCUAGAUGAAAAUCAAAAG